Molecule: messenger RNA, 562 nt
Organism: Caenorhabditis elegans
Lineage: Eukaryota; Metazoa; Nematoda; Chromadorea; Rhabditida; Rhabditidae
Gene: Y37B11A.3
Product: Citrate transport protein
Exons: 3
Coding region: 129-506 (125 amino acids)
Cellular component (GO): membrane; mitochondrial membrane
Source: RefSeq, marked reviewed
GUCGAGUACAAAAUGGUCCGGUUCAGGCGACCGACCAUUCGAGCAAUUCUGGCGGAAGCGGCUCCGCGCACACAGCGAGCCCAUCCGCAAAGCUCUGCGCAGCAUGCUGAUGAUGCAUGAUGAUGUCAAUGUGGCAGCAAUACGGACCUUCAGAGAAGACGGUUCGUGGAAUUGUGAUUGGAGGAAUCACUGGUGGUAUUGAGAUUUGUAUUACAUUCCCAACGGAAUAUGUCAAGACACAACUUCAACUUGAUGAACGGUCUGCUACUCCAAAAUUCAGAGGACCAAUUGAUUGUGUAAAACAAACAGUGAAUGGACAUGGAUUCUUUGGUCUUUACAGAGGAUUAUCUGUUCUUCUCUACGGAUCUAUUCCAAAAUCUUCAUUCAGAUUCGGAACAUUCGAAUAUCUCAAAUCUCAAGCAGCAGAUGAACGAGGAAAUCUAUCUCCAGUAAUGCGACUUCUUUGUGGAUUGGGAGCUGGUUAUCAUUGUUGUUAUCAUUGUUGAAUCGAUUAUCAUUGUUGUUUUUUUUUGUUGUCGGCUAAUAAAAUCCUGUAAAAUUG